AGUGAACACAUUUUCUGGAAGCUUCUGAAUGGGAGCUUCGAGAAACCACCCCUUAAGUAUAAAAAGACACCGGCCUGUCGUGGGGGCUGCAUAGAUUCACUUGGACACACCAAGGGAGAUUUAACUGCCCAGGAGAGGAGCAGCGAAGCACACUUGGAGCUCUUCAAUAAUUUGAAGACAAUCUCAGCGAUACAUUUGACAAAGUUUCAUCAAUAAGCGGCUGUAGGAAUACAUUUUAUUCAAGAUGCCUGCUGCUGGAAACGUCGUGGAGGAGGAUGUGGAGACCUUUGCUUUCCAGGCUGAGAUUGCUCAGCUUAUGUCUCUUAUCAUCAACACCUUCUACUCAAACAAAGAGAUCUUCCUUAGAGAGCUCAUCUCCAAUUCCUCAGAUGCCCUGGACAAAAUCAGAUAUGAAAGCUUGACAGACCCCACCAAACUUGAGUCUUGCAAAGAACUGAAAAUCGAAGUGAGACCCGACCUGCACGCUCGCACGCUUACCCUGAUUGACACUGGUAUCGGCAUGACCAAGGCUGACCUGAUCAACAACCUGGGCACAAUCGCCAAGUCUGGUACCAAGGCUUUCAUGGAAGCUCUGCAAGCUGGAGCCGACAUCUCCAUGAUCGGUCAGUUUGGUGUGGGUUUCUACUCUGCAUACCUUGUGGCUGAGAGGGUGACAGUCAUUACCAAGCACAACGAUGACGAGCAGUACAUCUGGGAGUCUGCAGCUGGAGGCUCAUUCACAGUUAAAGUGGACACUGGAGAGUCCAUUGGCAGAGGCACAAGAGUGAUCCUUUACCUCAAAGAAGAUCAGACAGAAUACUGUGAGGAGAAGCGCGUCAAGGAAGUUGUGAAGAAGCACUCACAGUUCAUUGGCUACCCUAUUACACUUUUUGUGGAGAAGACAAGGGAGAAGGAAGUGGACCUUGAGGCGGGAGAAAAAGAAGAGGAGGUUGACAAAGAUGCCGCUGAGGAUAAGGACAAACCUAAGAUUGAGGAUGUAGGCUCCGAUGAGGAUGAGGACACAAAGGAGAGCAAGAACAAGAGGAAGAAGAAGGUCAAGGAGAAGUACAUUGAUGUCCAGGAGCUGAACAAGACCAAGCCAAUCUGGACCCGUAACCCUGAUGACAUCACCAAUGAUGAGUAUGGAGAGUUCUACAAGAGUCUCACCAACGACUGGGAGGAUCACCUCGCUGUCAAGCAUUUCUCGGUGGAGGGUCAGCUCGAGUUCCGUGCCUUGCUCUUCAUCCCCAGAAGAGCUUCAUUCGACCUCUUUGAGAACAAGAAGAAGAAGAACAACAUCAAGCUGUACGUGCGCAGGGUCUUCAUCAUGGACAACUGUGAUGAGCUCAUCCCAGAGUACCUCAAUUUCAUCAAGGGUGUGGUGGACUCUGAGGAUCUGCCCCUGAACAUUUCCAGAGAGAUGCUGCAGCAGAGCAAGAUCCUGAAGGUCAUCCGUAAAAACCUGGUCAAGAAAUGCAUGGAUCUCUUCACUGAACUCUCCGAGGACAAGGACAACUACAAAAAGUACUACGAGCAGUUCUCCAAGAACAUCAAGGUAGGAAUUCAUGAAGACUCUCAGAACAGGAAGAAGCUGUCUGACCUGCUGCGCUACUACACCUCAGCCUCUGGAGAGGAGAUGGUUUCCCUUAAAGACUAUGUGUCCCGCAUGAAGGAGAACCAGAAACACAUCUACUACAUCACUGGUGAGACCAAAGACCAGGUGGCUAACUCUGCCUUUGUGGAGCGCCUCCGCAAAGCCGGCCUUGAGGUUAUUUACAUGAUUGAGCCCAUCGAUGAGUACUGUGUCCAGCAACUGAAGGAGUAUGAUGGCAAGAACCUGAUUUCAGUCACCAAGGAAGGCCUGGAGCUGCCAGAGGAUGAGGCAGACCUGAAGAAGCAGGAGGAGCUGAAAAACAAAUUUGAAAACAUUUGCAAGAUCAUGAAGGACAUUCUCGACAAGAAGAUUGAAAAGGUCACAGUGUCAAACCGCCUGGUGUCUUCCCCCUGCUGCAUUGUCACAAGCACCUACGGCUGGACAGCCAACAUGGAGAGGAUCAUGAAGUCUCAGGCCCUGAGAGAUAACUCCACCAUGGGCUACAUGACAGCUAAGAAGCAUCUUGAGAUCAACCCUUUGCAUCCAAUCGUUGAAACCCUGAGGGAGAAGGCAGAAGCCGACAAGAACGAUAAGGCCGUGAAGGAUCUGGUCAUCCUCCUUUACGAGACCUCCCUGCUGUCUUCAGGAUUCACAUUGGAGGACCCACAGACACAUGCCAACCGCAUCUACAGAAUGAUCAAGCUGGGUCUCGGCAUUGAUGAUGAUGAUUCUGCAGUUGAAGACAUCAUUCAGCCUGCUGAUGAAGAUAUGCCAGUCUUGGAAGGAGAUGAUGACACAUCAAGAAUGGAGGAAGUUGACUAAAAACGCUUAAGAGAAUCGUUCCUGUUUUCUGAAUUAUUAUUUUUGUACUAUUGCCUCAAAUAGACAUGUCAAUCUAACACAAAUCUCAUUUCUUGAACAGUAUUAACUAGUCCCUUCAAGUUAAUUAAUGGAAUGAAUGAAGGCCACAGUGUGGCUUUGUCUACAUUGUAUCAGCUGCUUCUAUAACUACUGACGCCCAUUAAGAGUAAUAUAAAGUCAUUGUACAUUUGACUUAUGUCUCUUUUUGUAACAUUUUUUAUGAAAUGCAUUCAAAUUUGUAAUAAAAAUAUUAAAAAAUAAGAA
Molecule: messenger RNA, 2719 nt
Organism: Eleginops maclovinus (Patagonian blennie)
Lineage: Eukaryota; Metazoa; Chordata; Actinopteri; Perciformes; Eleginopidae
Gene: hsp90aa1.1
Product: heat shock protein 90, alpha (cytosolic), class A member 1, tandem duplicate 1
Exons: 11
Coding region: 245-2416 (723 amino acids)
Biological process (GO): protein folding; protein stabilization; cellular response to heat
Cellular component (GO): neuronal cell body; protein-containing complex; perinuclear region of cytoplasm
Molecular function (GO): ATP binding; ATP-dependent protein folding chaperone; ATP hydrolysis activity
Source: RefSeq, a predicted model, not a curated record